This is a messenger RNA of Lampris incognitus (smalleye Pacific opah), 4866 nucleotides long. Its product is annotated as zinc finger protein 629-like. Gene Ontology annotation, molecular function: DNA-binding transcription factor activity; RNA polymerase II cis-regulatory region sequence-specific DNA binding. The transcript is spliced from 9 exons. Gene Ontology annotation, biological process: regulation of transcription by RNA polymerase II. Lineage: Eukaryota; Metazoa; Chordata; Actinopteri; Lampriformes; Lampridae. The record is from RefSeq and is a predicted model, not a curated record. Bases 130 to 3048 code for a protein of 972 amino acids.
CCACUACGCUUUUCUAUAUUUGAGAUCACGUAUUAAUCUUAAACGUUUAGGACCCCCCCCACCUCAUGUAGAAAACCGUUUAUUUUGUUUGCGGUAACCAGCAGCCGGGAUCGCUCCAAACGAGCAGCGAUGUCGGAUCGCCUCUCGUUUCACUCGCAGCUAUCCUCCAUCAUGGAGGUGAUGGCGAGGACUGCAAUGAUCCAAGUGUGCAAACUUGUGGACGAAGAUUCAGCCGAGCUCCGCUCGGAGCUGUCCAGGGCCAUGGCUGAUAACGCAGCACUGACAGAGAAGCUGCGUCUUCUGGAAGGCGAGCUGAAAACGAUAAGAAGUGAGGCACCAAAGUCUAGUGUAUACUGUCGGGCGACAGGUGUGCAAACUGGGGGCUUUGGAGUCGAGGCUGGCCACGUGACUGGGUCUCCAACGAUAGAUGGGAUCUUUGGGAAGGAUUGGUGUAUGAAUUUGUGGAAAGGCAAGGAUCCAUAUGGAGACAGUCUGGAGAUAGUCAGCUGUUCAGCACAAUCCUCUGACGAUUCAGCAGUGCUGUCUUCAAACCAUAUCACCCUAACUGAAAUUAAAGAAGAUUGUGAAAAAGAAAUUGCGAGCCCUUGUUCACCAGAAGCAUUCAGCCUGGAUGGGAAAGUUGAAGAAUGCCUUGCUCAUGAAACCGAGGCACCACACAUUGAAUACUGCAUUGAUAACACUGACAUCCUGUCAAUUGCCCAAGAAGACCAGAGUGUGUCUAUCGACAGUUUUGGGCAGUCCUCUUUGCACCUUGGACCUAUAACUAUUGAAGAAGCAGAGGAGGAGCACAGCACCAUUGUUGUUCCGAUCGAUGAGGAGGAUAGUGGAGAUGUGCAGUUCAUUAUAGAAAGUAAAAAGCCCUUCAUCACCCCUGUAGGUGAACCCGUCCAAAGUGAAAUUCAAACAUUACCUGGAGACUCUGAACACAAUACUGAUUUUGAGAGCGAUGAAGACAAAUGCGACAACUUGAACACAUUUAAUGUACAAACCAAGAGUAAUACAAACAAAGACAAAUUCCGUUGUGAAAUAUGUAGCAGGGCAUUCUUCCACAAGCGCACCCUCACACUGCACAUGAAAACCCACAAAUCAACCUUCUGCCAAAUUUGCAAGCAACGUUUUCCUCGGGGGCAAAAACUUGCAACUCACAUGUGUGUUUCCCCGGCGCACCCACAUAGUUCACACAAAUCAUGUCAUUUGUGCGGGAAGACUUUCGCAAAUCCAUCAGCUCUGAGGGUGCACUUUGUUGUCCACACAGGAGAGAAGCCCCACAGGUGUGACCUGUGUGGGAAAGGAUUUACCCAAAAGGGGAAUCUUAAAUGCCACCUCCGGAUCCACACGGGUGAGCAGCCAUUCUGUUGCACUGAAUGUGGAAGGACCUUUACACAAAAGGUGACUCUGAAUCACCAUUUAAGGGCUCAUAGAAAAGAAAAAAAGGAGUUCAAGGCUGAAGCUGCCAGAAACAGCAGGCGAUUCAAAAGAUGUGACCUGGAAGUUGUUCGAGUUCCCCAUCUGAAGCUGGAGCUCACCAACGGCUCUGUGAAGUGCACCGUCCUCCUCGUGUUUAGGACUCCCCCCACCGCCUUAUGUAGAAAACCGUUUAUUUUGUUUGCGGUAACCAGCAACCGGAAUCGCUCCAAACGAGCAGCGAUGUCGGAUCGCCUCUCUUUUCACUCACAGCUAUCCUCCAUCAUGGAGGUGAUGGCGAGGACUGCGCUGAGCCAAGUGUGCAAACUUGUGGACGAAGAUUCAGCCGAGCUCCGCUCGGAAUUGUCCAGGGCCAUGGUUGACAACGUAGCACUGACAGAGAAGCUGCGUCAUCUGGAAGGCGAGCUGAAAAUGAUAAGAAGUGAGGCACCAAAGUGUAGUGUAUACUGUCGCACGAUAGGUGUGCAAACUGGAGGCUUCAGAGACAAGGCUGGCCACGUGAUUGGGUCUCCAACGAUAGAUGGGAUCUUUGGAAAGGAUUGGUGUAUGAAUUUAUGGAAAGGCAAGGAUCCAUAUGGAGACAGUCUGGAGAGAGUCAGCUGUUCAGCACAAUCCUCUGACAAUUCAGCAGUGCUAUCUUCAGACCAAAGCACCCUAACUGAAAUUAAAGAGGAGGAUUGUGAAGAAGAAAUAUUGAGCUCCUGUCCAGCAGAAACAUUCAGCCUAGAUGUAAGAGUUGAAGAUGAAUGCCUUGCUUAUGAAACAGAGGCACCACACAUGGAAUACUCCAUUGAUGAUAACGCUGACAGCCUGUCAAUUGCCCAGGAAGACCAGAGUGUGUCUAUCGCCUGUUUUGGGCAGUCCUCUGUGCACCUUGGACCUAUAAAUAUUGAAGAAGCGGAGGAGGAGCACGACACCAUUGUUGUUCCGAUCGAUGAGGAGGAUGGUGGAGAUGUGCAGUUCAUUCUAGGGAAUCAAGAGGAAGGGUUGAUCACCCUUGCAGGUGAACCCGUCCAAACUGAACAGCAAACAUUACCUGGAGACUCUGAAAACAGUACUGAUUUUGAGAGAGAUGAAGACAAACGCGACAACUUGAACACAUUUAAUUUACAAACCAAGAGUAAUAUGAACAAAGACAAAUUUACUUGUGAAGUAUGUAGCAGGGCAUUCUUCCACAAGCGCACCCUCACACUGCACAUGAAAACCCACAAGUCAACCUUCUGCCAAAUUUGCAAUCAACGUUUUCCUCGGGGGCAAAAACUCACAUCUCACAUGUGUGUUUCUCCGGCGCACCCACAUAGUUCACACAAAUCAUGUCAUUUGUGUGGGAAGACCUUCGCAAAUCCAUCAGCUCUGAGGGUGCACUUUGUUGUCCACACAGGAGAAAAGCCCCAUAGGUGUGACCUGUGUGGGAAAGGAUUUACCCAAAAAGGGAAUCUUAAAUGCCACCUCCGCAUCCAUACUGGUGAGCGGCCAUUCUGUUGCACUGAAUGUGGAAGGACCUUUACACAAAAGGUGAAUCUCAAUCACCAUUUAAGGGCUCAUAGAAAAAAAGAGUUCAAGGCUGAAGCUGUCAGAAACAGCAGGCGUUUCAAAAGGUGAUGUUGGUAAUCUGUUGGUAACGGUUUUCAGUUCAAGAACUGUGAAAACGUUUAUCACACUGCACCAUGCAUGUCUGCUGUAAUGUUAAUGUACUGUUAUCCAUCCAUCCAUUAUCCAAACCGCUUAUCCUGAUCUCAGGGUCGCGCGAAUGCUGGAGCCUAUCCCAGCAGUCAUUGGGCAGCAGGCGGGGAGACACCCUGGACAGGCCGCCAGUCCAUCACAGGGCCCACCCACACACACACACACACAUUCACACCUAGGGACAAUUUAGUAUGGCCAAUUCACCUGACCUACAUGUCUGGACUGUGGGAGGAAACUGGAGCACCCGGAGGAAACCCACGCUGACACGGGGAGAACAUGCAAACUCCACAGAGGACGACCCAGGACGACCCCCAAGGUUGGACAACCCCGGCGCUCGAACCCAGGACCUUCUUGCUGUGAGGCAACCGCGCUAACCACUACACCACCGUGCCGCCUAUACUGUUAUGUUCAUGAACAUAUACUGUUCUGUUCUUGUUAUUUUUGUACAACCUGCAAUGCCUGGUUCUAUUCUUAAAAAAACGAAGUUGCAGAAAUUCUGCUAUUUUGUGGCACAGCACAUCUUUUUCAGAUAACUGACAUUUUCCAAGAAGAGCCAACUGGAGUAGUGUUCAAUCUUAUACUUAUAUAUGCUUAAUUGUCAGUAUUUGUUUCCUUUAUCAAAAAAACAAAACAAAAACAAAACACAAAAAAACUUAAGCAUUGUUUAGACUUGGAAUUUCAUGGACAUUACUUUUCCCCCUUUAGUAUGGUGAUGGCAUCUUUUUUAUAAUCCUUACCAAAAUUACAGCUGAAGCCACAUAAUUCACAGAGUAUUUGCUGCUUGGCAUCAGUAGUGUUAUCAGUAUUUAUUUUUCAAAUUCAAAAAGGGAGUCAACCGUCUGGGAGAAGCUUUGGUUUGUUUUGCUUGAGGUCCAUCUCGGUAUGUGAAGAGAAAUAAUAUAAAAAUAAAUUUAUUAACAGUGCAAAAUGUGUGUAGACUCAAACAUAGGGGUAAUUCACUUUAGCGUGUCAUUGUGGUUCUUUCAAUUGGUUGACUAAACGCACACAUGGGUGAGAAAAGUCUAGUGUUACGGAUAACUUUCUUCAUCUAGGCAUGAGAAGAAGAUUGACAUAGUAAUGCUUAUGUUAUUCAGACCAGAUUAGUUUCUGGGACACUUGGUCAUCUGAAAAUUUCCCAUUAGCAUCAAUUUGAUAACAUUUACGUUUUUAAGAGAGAGUGCUUAUUUUCCUACCAGGCCCAAAGGCCCGAAUAAGGAAAUGGGCAGUGUGUUGUAAAAACAGGCCUGGCAUAGAGUAAUGGAGUGAAAAACACUUUUGCUUGCCUUUUAAAGUUAAACAUUAGAAGUUUUCCCUACCAAGCGAUGUGACAUAUUGUUGUUGUCGGGCGGAAACCUUGUAUGUGCAAAGUGCAAAAUAGAAACGGGGGAGAACCCCCCCCCCCCGUGUUUUUAAAAUAACACUGUCGUAAGGUCAGAUGUCACGUCAUUAUAUUAGUCUUUAUCAAAAUCAAACUCAAAUGGAGUUAUGAGGUUUUUGACAACAGAAUGUCAAGAGACGUGUUUGGGCUGCAUCAGAGGCAGUAAGUGUAUCGCAUUACGUUAUCAACCUACAGGUUACAAUGUUUAUUGUACCUAUGUGUGCGCUCAGCUUUUCCUGUUGAAUACAUCUGGCCAAAAUCUUGCUAUCGAAGAUUAAGUCAUAUGAACAGGCUACUGAAGACCGUAUUGGCUAUGACUAGAUGGCAAAUGCUCUAAACUGUACUCUAACCUACCGUGG